Pseudovirgaria hyperparasitica is the source of this 1123-nucleotide messenger RNA. Its product is annotated as Swi3-domain-containing protein. The transcript has 3 exons. The record is from RefSeq and is a predicted model, not a curated record. The coding region runs from base 144 to 1019 and encodes 291 amino acids. Lineage: Eukaryota; Fungi; Ascomycota; Dothideomycetes; Acrospermales; Acrospermaceae. Gene Ontology annotation, molecular function: DNA binding. Gene Ontology annotation, cellular component: replication fork protection complex; nucleus. Gene Ontology annotation, biological process: DNA replication checkpoint signaling; replication fork processing; DNA damage response.
UCUAUACCACGGAGAGGCUACAUCGGAUAUUUGUGAGAUACACACUAUAUUUCCACAGUAUUACCUCUACCAGCUGGGCUCUCCACUUAGACAUCAAGGCGCUACCAUCUGUAGACAAGACUCUGAAUAUCCACGAAGCCAGAAUGCCAGGAGCCACUACGGAAGCGUCUGCAAGUCGCGACGACCUGGACGAUUUGUUCAACUAUGAUGUCAGUAUGGACGACGUAUUUAGAGACGUAGGCAAUGCACCGAACGACGCAGAGCAAACUCGCACCAAUGCUGUAAAUGUCAAGAAUGAUUUGGGUAUCGAGGAGGAAGUCAAGAUAGUUAAGAAACGACAGCCGAUACCCAAGUUGGACGAGGCAAGAUUAUUGUCAGCUGCUGGAAUCCCAAAGCUGCGCAAAAUAUCCAAGGAUCGACUGAGGUUCAAGGGCAAGGGACACGAGUUCUCUGAUAUCGCUCGCCUACUCAACACCUACCAAUUCUGGCUCGACGAUCUAUACCCACGUGCGAAGUUCACGGACGCUUUGGUGAUGGUAGAGAAAUUGGGUCACAAGAAGACAAUACAGAUGAUGAGGAGGGCAUGGAUUGACGAAGGAAAACCACGAGUCUCGGAACCAGAUGACUAUGUCGACGAAUAUGAUGUCCCAAGACGUCCGGCGUCCGAAGGGCUUAUGAACGGUGACCAAGCCAACAAUGAAGCGCGUGAAUCAAGAUUAGACGCAAGACUGGCGCAGAGCUCAAGGGGCCAGGAGAAUGCUAGUGAACCUCUCUCACACACCCCAAAUGAUGACGAGCUUGACGCCUUGUUAGCUGAAGAACAAGAAUCUCAUAGGAAUGAAGGCUCUGGCGAUCAAGUUGAUGAUGACGAUCUUGACGCUUUGUUGGCAGAGGAAGAAUCUAUUAUCAACGCAACCAAAUCCACGGCCAAACCGCCGAAAGCCCAUCCCGAAGAAGAAGAAUUUGCGGACGAAAUGGAAGCAAUGGCUGAGAUGGGUGGAAUGGAUGAUCCGUGGUGAUAAUUAUGAUAAAUUCGUGGCAACCGGCGCCAAUCGCCUGGUUUGUCCGGCAUUGUCUUUACAUCCAUGUUCUAAUUGUGCCCAAGUGCAAGUGGGGCUCCUAG